GUUAGCCUGUGUAGCAGUCCAGAGGAAUGUAAUGAACUGUAGGUUUCAGCAGGAAGGUAAAGCAACAACCCAUCCCAUAAUCUACUGGAGGGGACAGUCCGCUUACGAAGAUCUAUGCUAUGACUUUUCUUUUUUGGAGGUGAACGUAUCAAGAUCAUGUCCCAGCAGCAACGAGUUGUGCAACUGUCUGCGGCGUCCCUCGCGCUGGUCUUCGGCAGGGACGAGGAGAGCUCGAGAGCCGGCGGGGGCAAACACAAUGCCGCCAGCUCGAGCGGCCAGGAGAUAUUCGCGGAUUUUAAAGCGCAGAACCUGAGAAGCUUUUGGAAUAAGAGGCUGGUCAAAGCCAUGGCCGAAGUCCAUUUCCAAGGUUGGAUGGAGAAUUUUGUCCUUCUUGUCCAAGGGAAUGCUAACAAUCUGGAAGUGCUUAGGGAAGCGUGGAUGCGCCGGGCACUGAGGUCUCCAAGAGGAUUUGUCAUCAGAGCUGUGGGUGACCUGUCUCCGAUGCAGAUGGCCCCCAUAUUACAGUCCCAGUUCAUCCCCCUGUCUGAAGUUCUCUGCUCAGUCAUAUCUGACAUGAACGCUGCUCACGUCACUGUCAACCAGGAGGCCCUGAUCAGUCACAUGAUGAAGGCUCACCCAGGAAUGACCAUUCCCACCCAGGACAUCCUCUACAAUGCGCUGGGUGCCCUGAUCAAGGAGAGGAAGAUCUACCAUACAGGCGAGGGUUACUUCAUUGUCACCCCACAGACCUACUUCAUCACCAACAGUGUGGUCAAGGACAAGCACUGGUGGGCUUCUUCUGAGAAUGACCCCCCCUCCCCACCACCCAUCACUUACCUGGUGAGCAACGAGAGCUGCAUGGACGCCACGCCAGAGGCUCCUAUCAUAGCUCACUGCAAGUCCUGCAGCUGCUUCUCCCCUCGGCCCGCCCCCUCUGUCCAGGACCACCAGUCCAUCAGUGAAUGCACAGGCAAGAGCCUGAGGUGGCCCCGUGACACCAAGCCCUCUGUCCAGCACCAGUCCACGUCGACAGCCGUUGACUACCAGCCCAGUGAGAUGAGUAAGUCCACCACCAGCCGCAAGGACAAAGAGAAGGACAAGGACAAGGCUGGACGCAAGUUCAGCCUUAGCCUCUUUCGUCGCAACGCGGGAAAGAAGGACAAGCCCAAGAAGGAGUAUGCCACAUUCUCAGGGCAGUUUCCGCCUGCGGAGUGGCCUGUGCGGGACGAGGACGACCUGAACAACCUGCCUCGGGACCUGGAGCACGCCAUCAUCAAGCGCAUCAACCCUGAGCUGACAGUGGACAACCUGGUGCGCCACACCGUGCUGAUGAAGAAGCUAGAGGAGCAGGGGGCAGACAAGGGCGUCAACAGGGGCAUGUCCACAGAGGUCCUUGCCUCCAAGCAGCGGCACCAUUCCAGCAAGGUUGUCAGCAAGAGGCCUGCACCCAAAACUGCCCGCAGCAAGAAAAGGGCACAUUCCUCCAGGGAGAAACAGAGGGCAAGAAACAAGACCUCUGGAUGCCCCGCUGACCUGGAGGCAGACUACAUUCCAUCCCGCCUCAGGCUUGAAAUACCAGAGGACGAACCAGACCAUCCAGCUUAUGAGGGCUGUUCCACAGUGGAUGCCAAAAAUGUGUACAAGAAAAGGAUAGAGAAUCCCUUCCAGCGAAGAUCAGGGAGAGACACAACGCAGGGGUCAAGCCAUAGAGGCCUAAAAAAGCGUGAGGAGAGGCAGCAAGGGGUUGAGAGUGGGGAGCGGGUGUCUCACAGGUCAAAGUCCUGGGAUCCCUCGCGUACAAAAUCAUCCGCGAAUGAAACCGGGAGGGUGUCGGCCGGCAAUGACAGAUCCUACGAGGGACUUGAUGAAAGAGGACUGAGGUUAGACGUAAGCCCAGACAACAAACCCGUGAAGGAGCUGGGGGACUACAGCUCCGGUUACCCAGACAGUAGCACCCUGAGGAUAGAGGACAAAAUUAAACACCUCAAAGAAGGUAAAUCAAGAGACAGGAGUUCAAAAGAGGAGAGGGUGAAAGACCCAAAGCACAAGAUCCUACAGGAUGAGGGGAUGACAGGUUGUGCAUCAGAUCUGAGGCAUGUCACAAGGCAAACUAAGGAUACAGAGCUUCCUGCCCAUCCACUGCCACCCCAAAUCACCUACCACUACAACACAGCAGCAGUCCUGCCAUCCUGGCCCAAAGCUACUGCCAAACAUAGACUCUCUCCUCCCUUUCAACCCCUAGACAGCAAGGAGGACACAACCCAGAGGUUUGAUCAUGUUCCCUCACAUGAGCAAAUUAGCAACACAAAACUGAAGCAAAUGUCUAGAAGCAGUAGCCAAACAGAAAGUGAUGGUUUCAGCGAUGAGGACCAAACUCUCUAUCAGAGGGUGGUAGAGGAUGAGGAUGCUUGCAGCUCCCUCUACCUCAAUGAGGACUCCACUGCUGACAGUAGCGAGGCCUCCAAGAUUGGCAGAGUCCACCAUGACGGGUCCUUAUCUGGUGAGGGGGACUGGGACAGCACUUUGGUAGAGGAGAGCUUCACUGGUGUGCAUCAGGAGCCCAUGCUAGGAACCUACCAACCUGCUGAAUCCAGGUGGCAGGGGCCCAACUCUCAGCACCAUUCCAGCAAAUCCCUGAUCUCCCAGAGCGAGAUUGUCACCAGGUGGGGGUCCCAGUUUAUGCAUGAGAGCCCACAGGAGCCUGACCUAGAUGCAAGGCCUACCGAAGCUUUAGAAAGCAGCAUAUUUGACUACUGCCAGGCCAGUGAAGUGGAGUCAGACACCGAAACCCUGCACAAAUCUGCCGAUGAAGGAGACGGCAAGUCCACCCACUGGGUCUGCAGUCCCAACGUGGAAGAGAGUCUGCUGGAGUCAUUUGGGAACCUAGAAGAUCUCAGCAGCCCUCACACCCCCAGCCAGAAUGCCCCCGAGGGAACAAGCACUGGCGAAACGGUCGAAAAUCACAGCAGCACAGGAGACAGCGGGAUAGACUCUCCAAGGACUCGAGUGAGCCUCACCUCCAGCAGCUCGGUGAUAUUGGAGGGCCUGAAACGGCGGAGCUUUCUGCAGGACCUGGAGAAGUUGCACUCCAAAAGCAACGGCAUGCGACCCCAGCAGAGCUCUCUGCUGCAGCUUACGCCAGUCAUGAACAUGUGACCACCACAGCCAGCGUCAGCUUAUACAUAGAUUACUGUAUAAAUGUAAAUAGAGCUGCUGUGUGUAAAUAACAUGCUGAUUCAAAAUGUCCCCGGUGCAUUGCUUCCUAAUUGCAUUUUGUGUAUUUGCUGACAUGUGCAUGACUUAUGCUUAGCAUAAAACUGUAUUUUUUGUACUGAGGGAUCUGAGGGUCAUUUAUUUGUGAGAAAAUAUUUUGUUUUCUUUACAUCCUA
Molecule: messenger RNA, 3389 nt
Organism: Megalops cyprinoides (Indo-Pacific tarpon)
Lineage: Eukaryota; Metazoa; Chordata; Actinopteri; Elopiformes; Megalopidae
Gene: stox1
Product: storkhead box 1
Exons: 4
Coding region: 157-3156 (999 amino acids)
Biological process (GO): positive regulation of transcription by RNA polymerase II
Cellular component (GO): cytoplasm; nucleus
Molecular function (GO): DNA-binding transcription activator activity, RNA polymerase II-specific; RNA polymerase II transcription regulatory region sequence-specific DNA binding
Source: RefSeq, a predicted model, not a curated record